AUGGAGCGAAAAUUGCGUGGCAUAUGCCUUUGUGACCAGAUAAACAAUCAAACUGACCGUCAGAUGCGUAACAUGCAGGAUAAUACCAUCGAGAAGGUAAAAUCCAGUGGACACGGCACGUUGCUGUGCUCAUCGGCAAUUCAGUGUCACAGUGGUAUGGGCGGGAAACAAAAGACCACUCGAACCGCCUUCGAACAGUGCCGUACAUACAUCGGAAAUCAUUGGCGAUACAUACCGGGUAGCCCAAGCGUUCAUGCUUUUUGCAGUAUUCCGUGCCGCGAUAAGAUCGGCUAG
Molecule: messenger RNA, 294 nt
Organism: Gongylonema pulchrum
Lineage: Eukaryota; Metazoa; Nematoda; Chromadorea; Rhabditida; Gongylonematidae
Source: the annotation of a GenBank genome assembly